CGGCGGCGAGCCCCUCGCCGGGCCCGGCGCGCGCGGCCGCGAGCCCCAGCGGCCGCGGGGGCCAGCGCAGGCCCCGCGCCCUCACGACCUCGGCCCUGGGGGAGCUCAGGAGGGCCAGGUGCCGCAGGGCAGGGCCGGCGCCCGUCCCGCAGGGCGGCCGAGAGGCCGCAGACGACCUCCGCGUAGCAGUUGCGCAGGGCCAAACGCCCGAAGGACGUGCACCAGCGGGUCACCCCGGCGAAAGGGUCACUCUUGCGUGCCACCGAGCGGGGGCAGCAGCUCCUCUAGCGCCUCCGGGAAGAGCAGCUCCACGUCCAGCUCCGUCAGCUUGUCUGCCGAGGCGUCCCCGCGUGCACGGCAUACAGCCCCACCUGCGUCGCCCGCAGCGACAGCACCCGCCCCCACGGCGCCCCUCCAGAACGGCGGCGUCCCCGCCGCCGGUCCCGCUCCUCCUGCAUGCGGGCUCGCUCCGCCCCCUCUUUUAGUUGAGCAACAGUGACAUAAACAUUGCAACUCGGAGGU
Molecule: messenger RNA, 522 nt
Organism: Prorocentrum cordatum
Lineage: Eukaryota; Dinophyceae; Prorocentrales; Prorocentraceae
Source: the annotation of a GenBank genome assembly